GAUCAUCUCUUUCUUAUUGAUCAACGAGCAGCAAACAAAUCCUUGGUUCUCUCAAAACAAACCACAACAGGGCAGAGAGAUAAGGUGGGGAAGGACCCAACCCUGCUCAGCGCCACAAUUUCAGUUUCCCUUCCUUCUAAUUUUAGAAAAUAAUAAACGUCAUCCGCUCCUCAACCUUACCUAUAUCAUCACCUCCAUGCGAAUUCUCUCCACCCCUUUCUACGACUCUUAAGAUUCUCUCUCCUUACUCCAUCAAGAGGAUGCAGACGGACUGCAACCAGCGUCUGGCACGAAUUGCAGCUCAUCUCCAUCCUCCUGGCCUCCAGAUGGGGGAACGCUCUGGACUUCGACGAUCAGAGUGCCGAGCAAAAGGUGGUGCUCCUGGUUUCAAGGUUGCUGUUUUGGGGGCGGCGGGUGGUAUUGGGCAACCCCUUGCAAUGCUGAUGAAGAUGAAUCCUCUUGUCUCUGUUCUCCAUCUUUACGAUGUCGUUAAUUCGCCUGGUGUAACUGCUGAUGUCAGUCACAUGGACACUUCAGCUGUUGUGCGUGGUUUUUUAGGAAAAGAGCAAUUGGAGAAUGCUCUUACUGGAAUGGACCUGGUUAUAAUUCCAGCUGGUGUUCCAAGAAAACCUGGAAUGACCAGAGAUGAUUUAUUCAACAUAAAUGCGGGGAUUGUGAAGACCCUUUGUGAAGGGAUUGUAAACUGCUGUCCCAAUGCAAUUGUGAACUUGAUCAGCAACCCAGUGAAUUCCACUGUCCCUAUUGCAGCUGAGGUUUUCAAGAAAGCUGGUACUUUUGAUCCUAAGCGUUUGUUGGGGGUGACGAUGCUGGAUGUAGUGAGGGCAAAUACCUUUGUGGCCGAAGUUUUGGGAGUUGAUCCUAAAGACGUCGAUGUUCCAGUUGUGGGUGGACAUGCAGGGGUGACGAUUUUACCUCUUCUAUCUCAGGUCAAACCCCAAUACACAUUUACUGCUGAUGAAGUUCGAUACUUGACAGACCGAAUUCAGAAUGGUGGAACGGAAGUUGUGGAGGCAAAAGCUGGUGCUGGUUCAGCAACACUCUCAAUGGCUUUUGCUGCUGCAAAGUUCGCUGAUACAUGCUUGCGGGGCUUGCGUGGGGAUGCUGGCAUUGUGGAGUGUGCAUUUGUUGCCUCUCAAGUAACAGAGCUUCCCUUCUUUGCUUCGAAAGUGCGACUUGGCCGAGGAGGAGCUGAGGAGAUCUACCCACUUGGCCCUCUAAACGAUUAUGAAAGAUCUGGUUUGGAGAAAGCCAAGAAAGAGCUGGCAUCAAGCAUUGAGAAAGGCAUUUCCUUUGUUAGGAAAUAAUAUGGCAAGAUCUCUCCAGUACACUCCCUCUCAUUCCCUUGUACAUCCUCUUAGCUUUAGACCAUUAUAUAAAUCCAAGUUUCUGAGGGAAAUAACUUACACUUCAUGUGGCUGUUAACAUUCAGAAAUCAUGGUUAAAAGAAAAGUAUCCCAUGUUAGGUGCUAGAGGGCCUUUUUAUGUAUUCUUUCACAAGUUUUUGGAUAUGAAAUGAUAUUGAAUAAAAAUAUACAUGGUUCAUGAUUUGGGCAUUACAA
Amborella trichopoda is the source of this 1580-nucleotide messenger RNA. Its product is annotated as malate dehydrogenase, glyoxysomal. Gene Ontology annotation, biological process: tricarboxylic acid cycle; malate metabolic process. Gene Ontology annotation, molecular function: L-malate dehydrogenase (NAD+) activity. The record is from RefSeq and is a predicted model, not a curated record. Lineage: Eukaryota; Viridiplantae; Streptophyta; Magnoliopsida; Amborellales; Amborellaceae. Gene Ontology annotation, cellular component: cytoplasm; chloroplast.